Arabidopsis lyrata subsp. lyrata is the source of this 1676-nucleotide messenger RNA. RefSeq lists its product as uncharacterized. The transcript has a single exon. Gene Ontology annotation, molecular function: DNA-binding transcription factor activity, RNA polymerase II-specific; cis-regulatory region sequence-specific DNA binding; protein dimerization activity. NCBI's taxonomy places the organism in Eukaryota, Viridiplantae, Streptophyta, Magnoliopsida, Brassicales, Brassicaceae. The coding region runs from base 452 to 1570 and encodes 372 amino acids. The record is from RefSeq and is a predicted model, not a curated record. Gene Ontology annotation, biological process: positive regulation of transcription by RNA polymerase II.
CCAAACCAAACCAAAUCUAAUAUAGUUUGGUAGAAUUAUAAUUUAGCUUUGAAUUCAUUCUUAAGGAAAUUAUAUUUACUCCUUUAAGAAAAUAAGUUUCAUUUUUAGUCCAUUUAAGUUAAAUUGGUUAUGGUAUUUUUGAUAUUUGAAAAUAACUAUUUAACCAAAUCAAAGGAAAAUUCCAGUUUUUGAGUUAAUAUUUUCAACUUGGUUUAGGUCUAAAAGGUUCGGUUUAACUUAAACAUACAAUAGACAUUCAAUACCUUUUAGUAAGUAGAAUUAAUUUUACAUCUUUAUAAAUCAUCUAUUUAUUUCUUUCUUUUGACUAGUAUUAAUUUCCAAAAUUUGAUCUCUUUUCAUCUCUAUAUAAAUGAUUCCCGCGUUAAUCUUUCUUCAUACACUCAGCAACAUUUAAAGUCUUAAAGAGAAAAAUUAAAAUCAAAGAGUGGCCAUGACAAGAAAGAAAGUAAAACUUGCAUGGAUUGAUAAUGACAAGUCAAGAACAACAAGUUUGCAAAAAAUGAGGGUAGGAUUACUGAAAAAGGUAAAAGAGCUAACCAUAUUGUGUGCUGUAAAAGCUCUUGUAAUCAUUUUCAUCCCUAAUAAGGUUCAUCCAACGGUGUGGCCAUCUGUUGAAGCGACUCAUGGUCUCCUAUGCGAAUUUUUUGCUUCACCGAGGUUCAUGCAGAUUAAAAAGGAGACAAAUGUUGAAUCCUACAUAAAAGAGAAGACACAGAAGAUUCAAGAACAAUUGAUGAAGAGUAAUAAGAAGAACAAGGAGUAUGUCAUUAAUGAGCUGAUGAUGCAACUACAAAACGGUUGUAGAAUUGAUGAUCUUAACCUAAGUGAGAUGUAUGCCUUGUUAUCUUUUUCAAGGGAUACUAUCUUACUUUGUAGGAAGAAACUAGAUUUCAUGCAGUUUCCUCCUCUUCGCGAUCCACCAGUGUUUCCAUUUGAAACACAAGUUGAAGAGUUUAAGACCAUCACAAAUGAUAUUUUUGUAGGAGGCGGUCAAGAUAAUGAGAGAGCUGGAAAGACAGAUGAAGCAACAAGAAGAAUCAACGUUGAUAUUUUCAAGGAGAGUAAAAGUUAUUACUUAUUUGAUCAAUGGGUUUUCCCUCCCAGCCCACCUAAACCUGCAAUAUAUCAACAAAUAGGGAACGAAAAUCCAAACCCUGAAAGUUAUUGUCUGUAUCAAGAAAGCAAUAGCAAUGGCAACCCUCAUUUGGUAAUGGAUCCACUUCGUCUCCAAAUGAUGACUUCCCAUGGUUUCGUUGGGCCAGUCUCUCAACCUUUACAACAUCAUAACAUGAUCGAUAAUCCAGUGAUGGCUAUGAAUCAACCAAAGCAAAAUCCUUUUGAUUUCAUGAGUCAUGAGCUGGAAAUAAACGAGGAAGGAAGCAACAUUAACAACUCGCAAUUUUAUAGGAGCAACAAUACUACAACGACUAAUGAUGGUUUUCGCCAAGAACCAUCUCUUAAUGGAACAACUGCUUCUGAAAAUAAUGUUGAUGCGACAGCAUUCAAUAUCAACAUGGGUUGGCCUGAUUUUAACAAUCAUCAUUUCUAAAUUUUUGAUUCGGUUUAUGUUCUAAGUUUGGUAUGCAUUUAUCUUUAAAAUCUUUUUUUUUUUGUUAUUUUAAAAUGGUGUUUGUGUGGUUUUUAUCUUUCUUUUU